Messenger RNA from Leptosomus discolor (cuckoo roller), 512 nucleotides. The record is from RefSeq and is a predicted model, not a curated record. NCBI's taxonomy places the organism in Eukaryota, Metazoa, Chordata, Aves, Leptosomiformes, Leptosomidae.
UGGACGUGACCCUGGAUCCAGCCACGGCGGGUCCCGAAGUGAUCCUCUCCGAGGACCUCAAAGAAGCCACCUGGGGUAGACCCGGCCGCCGGUGGCCUGAGGGUCCGGGCCAGUUUGACACCGAUCCGUGCAUGUUGGGCACCAAGGGCUUCACCUCGGGCCGUCACUACUGGGAGGUGGAGGCCAACGGGCGCUUCUGGGCCGUUGGGGUGGCCCGUGAGUCGGUUCAGAGGAAAGGCCGGGUCCUCUUCAAGCCCAACGCCGAGAUUUGGGGCUUGCAGAAGUACGACGAGCUCUGCGUGGCCCUCACGGCUCCUUCCAACACCUCCGUCCCGCUCCUCAACGGGGAGAUCGGGGUCUACCUGGACUACGAGGUGGGACAGGUCUCCUUCUACGCCGUCGGCAGCCGCCAACGCAUCUUCACCUUCCCCGUGGCCUCCUUCAGCGGAGAGAGGGUCUUCCCCUACUUCUGCGUGCUCCUCUCCACCAUCAAACUGUCCCCCAGGGGGUGA